Messenger RNA from Dacryopinax primogenitus, 1021 nucleotides. RefSeq lists its product as uncharacterized. Bases 27 to 920 code for a protein of 297 amino acids. NCBI's taxonomy places the organism in Eukaryota, Fungi, Basidiomycota, Dacrymycetes, Dacrymycetales, Dacrymycetaceae. The record is from RefSeq and is a predicted model, not a curated record. The transcript is spliced from 3 exons.
GUUAGUUAUUGGACAAGGUUCCAAAGAUGUAUAAAAGAGUCGCUAAGCGGAUCGAGCGACAUGAAAGGGAAGAGAAGUUGGGGAUCACAGAGGAGGAGAAAGAGAUCCUUGGACUCCAGGAUACGGACACAGACGAGUCGGAGUCGUCCGACUCUGACGAAGGCUCUGACAAGGAGGAUGCUGAGGGUUUCGAGGUCGGGAGUGAGCUGGAUGAAAUGGAUGAAAGACCUCAAGAAAAUGGCGACGACGAAACUGAUAGUGAUGAUGAUGAGAGCUUAAGCGACAUUGUCCCCGCCGUCACAGUCGAACAAGCACUCAAAUCACCACUCUAUACAUUCCUCGGUGACACCAAAACAGAAGGUUGCUUCGUAUGCCCAGGAAAGUUCCUCGCAUCACGCAACGCCUCGGAGCUGCAUGUGAAGUCUUCGAGCCAUAAACGACGUUUCAGACGCUUUCAGGCGUAUGUCGAUGACGCCCAGAAAAAGGGUGAUGCGCUCGCUGGAGCCGAGGCCAGUGAGAUCGUACAGAAGAUGGAUGCGGACCGCCCGCCACCUCCGGAGCGGAUCACAGGAGCGGUCCAACCGAAAGGCCCAAAGCCGCCCAACAGAAAAAUGCGCCGAGAGGCGUUGAGGAAGGCGAAGGAGGUUGAAGUGGAGGAGACAAAGGCAAAGAAUGGAGACAAGGUCGCCGAGGACAGAGAGGCGACGACAAAAGCUGUGAAUGAGGGAGGUGUGAAAGCAGCUGUCGAUAUCCCAGCGACGAAGAAAGAGAAGAAAACGGCGAAGGAAGCACUGGCGAAACCUAACGCCUUCCCUGCUGCUGCUGCUGCUGCUCCGCAUAAGCGCAAGAGAGCAAAAGACACCGAUGUCCCCAUCUCCACCAAACCCAAGAAGCAAAAGACCAAACCUGUGGCCGCCUAACCUCCCUUCUAUCAGGAGGCGAUACCCGUCAAGCACGUAUACCCAUCCAUAGCACACUCCGCAUGGCGUACAAUAAAGAUGCCAUAAUAUGUAACAUUAGC